Pocillopora verrucosa is the source of this 1565-nucleotide messenger RNA. Its product is annotated as elastase-1-like. Gene Ontology annotation, molecular function: serine-type endopeptidase activity. The record is from RefSeq and is a predicted model, not a curated record. NCBI's taxonomy places the organism in Eukaryota, Metazoa, Cnidaria, Anthozoa, Scleractinia, Pocilloporidae. Gene Ontology annotation, biological process: proteolysis.
ACUGUUGAGUGAUCCAAUUUCUCCAGUUUCUGUCUGUACUUAUGGGAUAGAGAACCGUGAUCGUAUUGUAUUUACUGUGGCUAACUGCAUCCAUCUAAACAUGGAGAAAAAAAGUUACACCAUACUUCAAUUGGCAGUUAUUUUCGUGUCGUGUCUUGGCUUAGAAGACUGCGGUCGUAGACCUCCGCUACCACGAGUAAUUGGUGGUGACGAAGCUAUUCCACACUCUUGGCCUUGGCAAGCAAGGAUCAUUCUCCAGGACAAAGAUGGAAAGUGGAACCAUAAGUGUGGCGCGUCCCUGAUUCAUCCAGAAUGGAUCGUCACCGCAGCCCAUUGUCUGGCGUUCCACCCGGAUCCAAGGAUAUAUGAAGUCAUUCUAGGAGAUCAUGAUUGGGCGAAAAAAGAACCAACAGAACAGUAUUUCGAGGUUUCACAGUUGUACUUAAACAGGCUAUAUCAAAAGUUCUCGGGAUAUGGUCACGACAUUGCGCUUAUUAAACUGUCAAGACCCGCGAUUCUUAAUAAAGAUGUGAAUCUUGUAUGCCUUCCAAAGCAGAACAACAGAGUUGCUAUUGGCAAGAUGUGUUACUUGACAGGAUGGGGAGUUUGGAAACCUGGAGCUCACCGGUCCGAGAAAGCUCCAAAACUGCAGCAAGCUCGAUUACCCACAGUCAAUUUUUCAACAUGUUGGAUUGGAAAUUCUUUUUUCCAGCCUAUCGACGACGAAACGAUGCUUUGCGCAGGUUUUGGUAAAGGAAAAACUAUAAGUGGAUGCAAUGGUGAUAGUGGUGGACCUUUAGUAUGCGAGGAGGAUGGAAAAUAUGUUUUGAGGGGUGCUGUGAGCUGGGGGAUACCCGGAUGUCCAGGCGGAAGACAUUUUUCGGUUUUUGCUCGUGUGAGUUCUUUUGUGGAAUGGAUUGAAAAUCACAUAAAAAAUAGCGACAUCUAUUAACUUAUCGCUCACGUAUCCCUAUUAUCUAAGUAUAUCAGGUAUCUUAGUGUCUUUAGUUCCCGUAGGAUUAUUUUCCAAGUGUGCAAACUGAUUUCAAUCACAAAGGAAGCAACGAUUUUGAGUAUCUCAGGGGUAUGGUACAGCGACUACCUACUCGGCUUUCCAGACAAAUGUUUAUAUAGCGUCUCUUGUUCUUGUUCGCUGUUUUAGAGGCAUUAGUGGGAGUUUUCCGAAGAAGAUUCCCUUCUAAACGUCUUCUAGGAAUUUAGGAGCAUACCGCACCAGAUUGUAUUAUUUUUCAAUUACUGUUACCUUAGCAAAUCAGGGGCAGUAAGGAGUGAGGGGAGCCAACUUCACUUCCGUACCCUCCCCUCCCUACUCGGUCACUUUGUAAUAGAUGUAUUGACGAAACUUGAAAACUAGCCGGCAAUCAGAGCAUCAGGUCUCUAGACACGAUAUACUUUGAAAACGACUCCUUCUUCAUUGAAGCAUGUCUUUUAUUUAGUUUAUCAGUUACUUUUAUCAUUGAUAUAGAACAGUGGGAUCACUCCUUCUCUUGGUGUCACAUUGAAGAAUACUCUUUAAAAAGCUGUUAAAUGAAAGAGAAAAAGAA